This is a messenger RNA of Lagenorhynchus albirostris (white-beaked dolphin), 1314 nucleotides long. It is a transcript of the gene ZDHHC15, whose product is annotated as zinc finger DHHC-type palmitoyltransferase 15. The record is from RefSeq and is a predicted model, not a curated record. Gene Ontology annotation, molecular function: protein-cysteine S-palmitoyltransferase activity. Bases 8 to 1021 code for a protein of 337 amino acids. Gene Ontology annotation, biological process: synaptic vesicle maturation; protein targeting to membrane; peptidyl-L-cysteine S-palmitoylation. Gene Ontology annotation, cellular component: Golgi apparatus; endoplasmic reticulum. The transcript is spliced from 12 exons. NCBI's taxonomy places the organism in Eukaryota, Metazoa, Chordata, Mammalia, Artiodactyla, Delphinidae.
GCCGAAGAUGCGGCGGGGCUGGAAGAUGGCUCUGUCCGGGGGGAUACGGUGCUGCCGCCGUGUACUUUCCUGGGUGCCUGUGCUUGUUAUCGUCCUCGUCGUGCUCUGGUCCUACUAUGCCUACGUCUUUGAACUCUGCUUGGUGACUGUUUUGAGCCCAGCAGAAAAAGUUAUCUACCUCAUAUUCUACCAUGCCAUCUUUGUGUUCUUUACCUGGACCUACUGGAAGUCUAUUUUUACACUCCCACAACAGCCAAACCAGAAGUUCCACCUGUCCUAUACCGACAAGGAGCGCUAUGAAAAUGAAGAGAGACCUGAGGUCCAGAAGCAGAUGCUUUCUGAUAUGGCCAAGAAGCUACCAGUUUACACAAGAACUGGGAGUGGAGCCGUAAGGUUCUGUGACCGGUGCCAUUUGAUCAAGCCAGAUCGCUGCCACCACUGCUCUGUCUGUGCCAUGUGUGUAUUAAAAAUGGAUCAUCAUUGCCCUUGGGUUAAUAACUGCAUUGGAUUUUCCAACUAUAAAUUCUUCCUUCAGUUCUUAGCUUAUUCUGUUCUCUAUUGCCUGUACAUUGCUACAACGGUCUUCAGCUAUUUCAUCAAAUACUGGAGAGGGGAAUUGCCCAGUGUUCGCUCUAAGUUCCAUGUCCUUUUUCUCCUCUUUGUGGCCUGCAUGUUUUUUGUCAGCCUUGUGAUUCUCUUUGGUUACCAUUGUUGGCUUGUCAGCAGAAACAAAACCACCUUAGAGGCCUUCUGUACUCCAGUGUUUACAAGUGGCCCAGAGAAAAAUGGGUUCAACCUUGGCUUCAUCAAAAAUAUCCAGCAGGUGUUUGGAGAUAACAAGAAGUUCUGGUUAAUACCUAUUGGGUCCAGCCCUGGUGAUGGACACUCUUUCCCUAUGAGGUGUAUGAAUGAGUCGCAGAACCCAUUGCUAGCAAAUGAAGAGCCCUGGGAAGAAAAUGAGGAUGACAACCGAGAUUAUCCAGAAGGAUCAUCAUCUCUUGCUGUGGAAACGGAAACGUAGCAGUUUUCACAUUUCCUGCAUCUCUCAAACAGGGGACAUGGGUUUGAGCCCUGGUCCAGGAAGAUCCCACAUGCCGUGGAGCAACAAAGCCCUUGCACCACAACUACUGAGCCUGUGCUCUAGAGCCUGCGAGCCACAACUACUGAAAGCCCGCACACCUGUGCGCCACAACCACUGAAGUUCGUACAUCAUAACUACUGAAGCCCACGUGCCUAGAGCCUGUGCUCCACAACAAGAGAAGCCACCGCAAUGAGAAGGCAGUGCACCGCAACGAAGAGUAACUCCUGCUCGCU